Molecule: messenger RNA, 600 nt
Organism: Prosopis cineraria
Lineage: Eukaryota; Viridiplantae; Streptophyta; Magnoliopsida; Fabales; Fabaceae
Product: probable protein phosphatase 2C 8
Exons: 3
Coding region: 124-600 (158 amino acids)
Source: RefSeq, a predicted model, not a curated record
UAUACUAUAGGCUUCUUCAUUCCCGAAUCCCUGCCCGUGACAGGUUCCAGUAUUUUCGUCGUUUUAUAAUUGGGGCUUUUGCCGCUUCUUUCUGUAACUUACAAAGAAUAUUCUACCCUGAAGAUGAGCUUAAGCUCGCAGUCUCAGUCUGCCAGUGCAAUUGGGAGUGUAAAUGUGGAGCCUCAGGACCCAAAAUCAAACCCUAAUCACAAGCGGGAGGCUUAUUCAGAAACUCAUGAUCCGACUGCGAAAAAAUCGAGAACUGAAGCUGCCGGCAGUGAAGAAGGGAACUCAGGAGCUGUUUCAGGUCAACAGAACGCAAAGGAACUAACUUUUGAGAUUGAGGCGGAUGCAGCUGAGGAUAAGGGGUCUAGGCAUACGAUGGAAGAUGCCUGGGUAGUGAUUUUGGACGCCAGUUUAGAUCAUCCUGGAAAACUGAGGUGUGCACACUUCGCAAUCUAUGAUGGACAUGGAGGCCGGUUGGCUGCUGAAUAUGCUCAAAAGCAUUUGCAUGAAAAUGUUCUUUCGACAGGAUUACCACGUGUUUUCUAUUUUACGUCCUCAGUAAGGCCAUAUGUGAGAGCAUAUAAGGAUAGCUAG